UUCCCAGACCCACGCCUCCCCCCCCCCCCCAAUCUAGCAACCCUAACGCAAGCCUUUCUGUUAUUUUUUUUAGAAAUCACACAAAUCUCCACACUGUAACCGUAGUGUAAUGCGUAGUUGUGCAGGUACUUCGAAAAUCAAGACUCCAGCUUUCCAAUUUGACAAUGGAGGAUUUGACAGAGACAGAGAUUGGGAGCUCUGUCGAGUCCUUUCAAAAGUUUUUGGAUUCGCAGAGAGAGGUUUUCCACAACCAAAUCGAUCAUCUUCGAAGAAUUGUCGUCACUCAAUGCAAGCUCACUGGUGUCAAUCCUCUUUCUCAAGAAAUGGCGCCUGGUGCUCUUUCGAUAAAAAUCGGGAAAAGACCUCGAGAUUUGAUAAACCCUAAGGCGGUCAAGUAUAUGCAAGAAGUUUUCACUAUUAAAGAUGCAUUCAGUAAGAAGGAAUCACGAGAUAUUAGUGUUCAAUUUGGUGCUACAGUCACGCAGGUUCGGGAUUUUUUUGCCAGCCAACGUACGAGAGUGAGGAAACUGAUUCGGUUGUCAAUGGAGAAGGCUAUUAGAGUUAAUGCACACAAGGAACCUCAAAAUGGGGUCCUAACGACAUCGGAUGCUUUGAUGCCUAUUGAUUUGGUUCCUUUGAACUCUGUUGACCCCAAUCAAGUUCCCCUAAAUUAUGUUUGCUCCAAUCCAGCUAUGUUAAACUCUGUUAGCCCCAAUCCAAUUCACUUGAACUCUGCUGGCUCCAUUUCAGCUCCCUUAAACUCUGUUAGCUCCAUUUCAGCUCCCUUAAACUCUGUUAGCCCCAAUCCAUUUCACUUGGAAUCUGUCAGCUCCAAUCCAGUUCCCUUAAUUUCUGUUAGUCCAAAUCCAGUUCCCUUAAACCAUGCAAGUCUGUAUCCAGUUCCCUUAGACUCAGUUGCCCGCAAUCCUGUUCCCUUAAACUCUGCUGGUCCUUCCAGAGUUGAUGAAGCCCCCUCUUGCUCAACACAGGACGACAUGCUACCUGGUUUAGAUGAAUUAGACAAACAUUUUGUUGAGAAUAUUUUUGGUUUGUUGCGGAAAGAAGAAACAUUUACUGGGCAGGUGAAGCUCAUGGAAUGGAUCUUGCAAAUACAUACUCUCUCUGUUCUAAAUUGGUUUCUAUUUAAUGGUGGUGUCAUGAUUUUGGUAACAUGGUUAAGUCAAGCUGCUGCUGAAGAACAAACGAGCGUUCUUAUUGUCACCUUGAAUGUCUUCUGUCAUUUGCCCUUACAUAAAGCUCCUCCUGAACACAUGUCAGCCAUACUUCGCGGUGUUAAUAGACUGCGGUUUUACAGGACUUCAGACAUAUCAAACAGGGCCAGGGUUUUGUUAUCAAGAUGGAGCAAAGUGUUUGCAAGAAGUCAAGCAAUGAAAAAACCCUAUGGCGUAAACUUCUCUACAGAUGCACAGGACAUGAUUUUGAAGCAGAGCAUUGAUGAAAUUAUGGGCAAUGAAUUAUGGCAGUCUGAUAUCAGUAAUCCUGAUGGUGUUCCUGCUCUCUCAUUGGAAAGUUCAGAAAAUAUCAGGAAAAUCGAGUCUUCACAAGCAUUGAAGCUGUUGCCAGCAUCAACAGAUGAUCCGAGCAGAAAGCACAUCCUAGGUGCACCUUCAUCCCAUACAAGAGAACGUAGAAAAGUUCAGCUUGUGGAACAGCCUGGCCAGAAAACAGCUGGCAGAAGCCCUCAGGCCACCAAAGCUGCUCCUGUUAGUACAGGUCGCCCAAUGUCUGCUGAUGAUAUCCAAAAAGCAAAAAUGCGUGCUUUAUUCAUGCAGAACAAGCAUGGGAAAACAGGUCUUUCAUCUAAUGGAAAUACUGGUAUGAAAAAUGGACCUUCAAGUAUGUCUGCAAGUUUGUCUCUAGUUUCCAAAAUUCAUAUUCGGCCAAAGAUUGAGGAAUACAAGAAACCUGUGAUGCCUCCCCUGGAAGUUUCUUGUAAGGUUGAGGGGUCCCUCAAUCCAAAGAAAGAAAUUGAUUCAAAGGAAGCCAUGUGGGGAGUUUGUAUUGAAGUCAAGAUCCCAUGGAAGACUCCUCCAGAAAUAAAACUCAACGUUCUCUGGAGAGUGGGCACUGGUGAAAAUGGAAAAGAAGUUGAUGUUCAGAAAAACAGAAACCGUAGGGAGGUAGAAACCAUCUAUCAGACAGUCCAGGAGUUACCAUCUAACCCCAAGGAACCAUGGGACCUCGAGAUGGACUAUGAUGACACGUUGACCCCAGAAAUUCCAAUUGAACAGCCACCUGAUGCUGAUGGUGCAGAAAUACAGUUUUCCCUGACCGAACAUGUAAACACUGUAGUUGCACCAUCACCAGCACCUUCCCUGCCUCAGGUUGGUGGAGGGAGUGCAACUGAACCAGAUCUUGAGUUGCUUGCUGUAUUGCUAAAAAAUCCAGAAUUGGUUUUUGCAUUGACUUCUGGCCAAGCUGGCAAUUUAUCAAGUGAGGAAACCGUGAAACUGCUUGAUAUGAUAAAGGCUGGAGGGGCUGGUUUGGCAGGUAGUUUAAAUGGGCUUGUUGGGAAAGUAGGGGAGAAGGUUGAAGUUUCUCUUCCAUCACCAACUCCGUCAAGCAAUCCUGGAACGAGUGGAUGGAGAUCAGAAGGUGACAAGAAUCCAUUUUCCCAGCAGGCUUCAUCGGGGAACAGAGUUGCAUACACUGACCCCGGAGUCCCCACCGUUGCUCCUCUAGCCGAGAACACAAGCUCGGUGCAACGUCAAAAUCAAGCCACUAACAUCAGAACACCACAGCAGCAAGCAAGCAGGCCAAUACUAUCCCAACAUCAUCCUUUCUCAUUGUCUCAAACAAGCAUCAUAGUACCUGAAAACCGACAACCUCCGAUGGUUCUCCAAUCCCAACAGAGUUAUCCCACCAAUUCUUCAAUGUUGCAUACGCCAUCCUCAGAAAUUGUUUUUACCAUGAAAAAUUUACCCGUCAAUACCCCUUCCCUGCCGAACCCUUCAGCUGCAAUUGGGCCUUCAAUGUGGGUUGAAACCAUGAACAACGUAAAACCAGCUCCAUCCAUUUCUCUCACAUCAAAUCCACCAGAGAGAUGGCCAGUUCCAUUUCCACGAUCAACAUCCGCAGUACCAGCUCCAACACAGUUACAGUCACAUAUAAACGAACCUCCCACUGUACACUCGUCGUGGCCACAUACUGGUGAUGUAGGUCCAAUGCGUGAUUCCUGGAGAGUUAGGCAGAGUUUAGUAUCAAAUUCCCCAUCUCAUGUUAAUCAAAAUAACUAUGUGCCACCAUAUGGAGGGCCUGUGCAGCCACAGUUGCGGUCAGGUCCUCCUCGGGAAAGAAAUGAAUAUUUGGGUGAUGAGGGUAUUGAGUCUUGGAGUCCGGAGAACAGCCGUUUUGAAUCACAAGAGUACAUGUCAGGGAGAAACUAUUCAGGAGCCAGGACGAAUUCCGGAUGGGACUACCUGCCUGAUAAUAGGUCCAGGCAACGGAAUUCUUCUGGGUACAGGGACCGUAACCGGAAUGGAAACAGAAGACGGCACUGAGUGAAUGAAUGCUCCUUUCAUGAUUUUGCCGAUCAUGGACCCGUUGUCUAGAGUGAAUGCAACGACGGAGAUUUACACGCUAAUAUAGGGUGUGAAGUUGUGAUGAGCCGAGGUAAGAAGCGGUGCAAAUUCUAACAGCAAAUGCAAUUGUCUAGGUACUUGGUAACUCGAUACUAAAUCUUGACUGAAAGCGUGUGGUACUUUGACGAA
Molecule: messenger RNA, 3731 nt
Organism: Populus trichocarpa (black cottonwood)
Lineage: Eukaryota; Viridiplantae; Streptophyta; Magnoliopsida; Malpighiales; Salicaceae
Product: homeobox protein LUMINIDEPENDENS
Exons: 13
Coding region: 165-3521 (1118 amino acids)
Biological process (GO): vegetative to reproductive phase transition of meristem
Cellular component (GO): nucleus
Molecular function (GO): DNA binding
Source: RefSeq, a predicted model, not a curated record